GAGUCAGGCAGGGUCAAAUAGGGAGACAUGGCGACGGAGCCAGGCAGUGGGUGAGUGAUUUCUGAAGGCGUGAAGGUGUGAGGCAGUUGAUGACCGCGGUCAGCCGUGACACAGCCCCCAAAGGGGUGGGAGGUUGACUUCUCUUCCGGCUCCGGCCGGACUCCGAAUGGGAACGUCUGACAUCUACAUCCUCCCACCCGGGUUAGAGGUGAGAGGUCAGAGGCUGCGGCCCCUCUCUGGUGUUCGGACCUCAGGUACUGUGUGGAAAGCAGUCAGGAUCCGAAGUCAAAGACUCAGCUUCCGGCUACUUACAGAGUAAUGGCCCAUCUUCGGAACAAGAUCUGGGAACUACAGUCCAGCCUCAGGCUUCAACUUAGUUGGAGCUUGAGAUCCUGAGAGUCUCCUGGACGGCAGCCUUGCAGAGAAAGUACUUUGACCUUGGCAUCCAGACAUCUCCCAUCUCCCCAUGGCCCUGACAAUGCUGAAUGAGCUCCUGAUUGAGGACCCAAACCCACCUAUGCUGCUGUAUCAGAUUAGCAAGACUGCUGAGUUAGAUACCCUCAACUACCAGAGCUGCUUUAUGCAAGGUGUCUUUGCCCAUUUCCCUGAGAUCUUAUUUAUCCACCGGACCUAUAACCCAGUGGGCAAGGUGCUAUAUACCUUCCUGGUAGAUGGACCUCGGGUGCAGCUGGAGGGUCAUCUUGCCCGGGCGGUCUACUUCGCCAUUCCCGCCAAGGAGGAUGCUGAAGGCCUGGCCCAGAUGUUCCAGGUGUUUAAGAAGUUUAACCCAGCAUGGGAGAGAGUCUGUACCAUCCUGGUGGAUCCCCACUUCCUCCCCCUGCCCACCCUCACUAUGGAGUUCCCCGCAGCCGAGGUCCUGCUCUCAGCCUUCCACAUCUGUAAGUUCCUCCAGGGCAAGUUCUAUCAGCUGUCCCUUGAACAGCCUGUGGAGAGGGUGCUCCUCACUUCCCUGCAGAGCACGAUGUGCUCGGCCACAGCUGGCAACCUGAGGAAGUUGUAUACGCUCCUGAGCAGCUGCAUCCCUCCGGCCCAGCUGCCCGAGCUCCACUCACACUGGCUGCUCAAUGACCGCAUCUGGCUGGCCCACCGCUGGAGAAGCCGGGCUGAGAGCAGCCGCUACUUCCAGGGCCUGGAGGUCACCACCCGCGUCCUCAGCCAGUUCUUUGGCACCACCCCGUGUGUGGAACAAGGCAUGACCUUGCUGCUCCGAUACAUGCAGCAGAACUCUGGAGACAAGGCAAGCUCCAGCCUGGGCCUGAGUCCCCAGAACAAUCACGCCCCCUUAGACGUCAGCCCCGAAAGCCCCAGAGUGGAGCAGUUAGUAGAAGCCCGCAUCCAGCACUCCCUCAAUGCCAUCUGCACGGGGCCAGCGGCCCAGCUCUGCCUGGGUGAGCUUGCUGUGGUCCAGAAAUCGGUGCACCUCAUUGGCUCCGGCUCAGAAAAGGUGAACAUACAGAUCCUGGAGGACACCCAUAGGGUGCAGCCUCAGCCCCCUGCCAGCUGCAGCUGCUACUUUAACCAGGCCUUCCACCUGCCCUGCCGCCACAUCCUAGCCCUGCUCAGUGCCCGCCACCAGGUGCUCCAGCCCGACAUGCUGCCAGCCCAGUGGACAGCAGGCUGUGCUGCCAGUCUAGACAACAUCCUGGGCAGCAAGUGGAGUGAGACACUGGACAAGCACUUGGCCGUGGCGCUCCUCACUGAGGAGGUGAGUCAGCUCUUGCAGCACUGCAGCCAGGAGGAGUUUGAACGGAGGUACAGCACCUUGCGGGAACUGGCCGACAGCUGGAUCGGCCCUUAUGAGCAGGUCCAGCUCUGAUUACCCUGUGCCCAGAGAUGCUCACACACACGUACACACUCACAUCCACCCCGACACACACACACCAACAUGCACUCACACUGUUGUACUUCCAUGGGCCCUCCCUCCAGGAAAGGACAAGGCUCUUCUAUUCUACUGCAGACUGCUACCUAAAAUGUGUCUAGUUCCUAAGACAGGAGUCAGCAAACUUUUUCUGUAAAGGGCCUAGCAGUAAAUACUCUAGACUUUGCUGGGCACAGUCUCUGUUGUAUAUUCUUGGCUUGGUUUUGCGUUGACAGCCUUUUCAGAAGGUUAAAAACCAUUCUUAGCUCAAGGGCCUUGCAAAAACCGGUGACCCCCUGCUCUAGGAUAAGACAGUGGAGAUCAAGGGCAGGGGCCUGGUAACAGCUUCCCCAGUCAUUAGAUGAUUCACCUGACCCACAGAGAAGGUGGAUCCCAGCCUUUGUCCCCUAUCCCCCACCCAGAGGUCAUUAAAGUCAAAUGUUGCCUAUUCCA
Molecule: messenger RNA, 2332 nt
Organism: Prionailurus viverrinus (fishing cat)
Lineage: Eukaryota; Metazoa; Chordata; Mammalia; Carnivora; Felidae
Gene: ZSWIM1
Product: zinc finger SWIM-type containing 1
Exons: 2
Coding region: 467-1837 (456 amino acids)
Molecular function (GO): zinc ion binding
Source: RefSeq, a predicted model, not a curated record